AUGAAAACAGCAGUUUUUGGUCACGACGAAAUAUGCGACGAUACAACAUUAUCGUUGAACAGUGGCGCUAUACCGCCGUUAACAUUUGCGCCACCAGCAGCCCUAUCUGUUUCUUCGUCUUUACAAAUCCGUUGUGGUGGUGGCAGUGUCGCCAAUGCUGUGAGCAGUUAUCGGUCACAUCAUCCGCGACGUACCUCACGGAUGCAAAAUGUAAGUAUGCUUGUUUACUAA
Molecule: messenger RNA, 231 nt
Organism: Brugia pahangi
Lineage: Eukaryota; Metazoa; Nematoda; Chromadorea; Rhabditida; Onchocercidae
Source: the annotation of a GenBank genome assembly